Messenger RNA from Eremothecium sinecaudum, 2487 nucleotides. It is a transcript of the gene RSP5, whose product is annotated as NEDD4 family E3 ubiquitin-protein ligase. Gene Ontology annotation, biological process: ubiquitin-dependent protein catabolic process. The coding region runs from base 1 to 2487 and encodes 828 amino acids. The transcript has a single exon. NCBI's taxonomy places the organism in Eukaryota, Fungi, Ascomycota, Saccharomycetes, Saccharomycetales, Saccharomycetaceae. The record is from RefSeq and is a predicted model, not a curated record. Gene Ontology annotation, molecular function: ubiquitin protein ligase activity; protein binding.
AUGUCGAUCUCUGUUAAACUAGUUGCAGCCGAGUCUCUCUAUAAGAGGGAUGUUUUUAGGUCGCCGGACCCGUUUGCGGUUCUGACUAUUGAUGGUUCACAGACCAAGUCUACUGUGGCGGCGAAGAAGACUUUAAAUCCAUAUUGGAAUGAAUCAUUUAUAUUUACUAACGUUACGGAGAAUUCGAUUUUAACCAUUCAGGUGUUUGACCAAAAAAAAUUUAAAAAGAAAGACCAAGGAUUCUUAGGUGUGAUUAAUGUUCGAAUUGGGGAUGUUUUAGGACAUUUGGAUGAGGAUACGGUUGGCUCUCCUGACGGCAGGACUAGAGAGGAGACUAUAACAAGGGACUUGAAACGAUCCAAUGAUGGGAUGAAUGUUAGCGGACGUCUGAUUGUUGUGCUAUCCAACUACUCUCCAGAAUCCGCUUCAUCUGCGCAGUCGAAUGAUCGGGCAGUUCCUUGCGUCAUCGUUAAUAGCCCAACGGAUGGUGGUGAUGCGGUGCUUCCGGGUAGGAAUAGAAAUCCUACUUUGCGGAGAAAUCCGUCGCAAUCUUCAGCAGGCAAUGUGCCUAACAAUACAGGCCAUCAAGCUUCAUCUAUGCAACCGAAUGUUUAUAUGCCAGCUGCUCAAAGCGGUCAGCCAGUCACUCCUACUAACAAUAUUCCAGUAAAUGCUGGAAGCAGCAGAAACCCUAAUAAUCAAACAAGACAGUAUUCUUCUUUUGAAGACCAGUAUGGUCGCUUACCGCCUGGUUGGGAAAGGAGAACGGAUAACUUCGGUCGUACAUAUUACGUCGAUCACAAUACUAGAACUACAACAUGGAAGAGGCCAACUUUGGACCAAACUGAAUCAGAGAGAGGUGAUCAAUUAAUUGCGAACACUGAGUUAGAAAGAAGGCAGCAUAGGGGCAGAACUCUUCCUGGAGGACCCAGCUCUGAUGCUGGUGCUGUUACUAUUCAGCCUGCAGGCGCAGGCUCGGUAACCCCUGCUGUGAAUGGAUCUGCGGCUGCAGCUUUUGCCUCUACAGGUGCAACUACAUCCGGUUUGGGAGAAUUACCACCCGGGUGGGAGCAGAGGUUUACUCCCGAGGGUAGAGCUUACUUUGUUGACCACAAUACAAGAACCACUACUUGGGUUGAUCCAAGAAGACAGCAGUAUAUUAGGACGUAUGGGCCUGUCAACAAUACAAUCCAGCAGCAGCCAGUAUCCCAGCUGGGUCCAUUGCCUUCUGGUUGGGAAAUGCGGUUAACCAACACUGCAAGGGUUUAUUUCGUGGAUCACAAUACAAAAACUACAACUUGGGAUGACCCAAGACUCCCAUCCUCACUUGACCAAAAUGUUCCUCAAUAUAAACGUGACUUCAGACGUAAGGUUAUUUACUUCAGGUCACAGCCUUCGUUGCGUAUAUUACCAGGUCAGUGUCACAUUAGGGUGCGUAGGAAACACAUAUUUGAAGAUGCUUACCAAGAAAUUAUGAGGCAAACUCCUGAAGACUUGAAGAAAAGAUUAAUGAUUAAGUUUGAUUCCGAGGAAGGUUUGGAUUAUGGUGGUGUCAGCAGAGAAUUCUUUUUCCUACUAUCUCACGAAAUGUUCAAUCCAUUCUACUGUUUGUUCGAGUACUCUUCGCAUGAUAAUUACACAAUUCAAAUAAACCCUAAUAGUGGAAUCAAUCCUGAGCAUCUAAAUUACUUCAAGUUCAUUGGAAGAGUUGUUGGAUUGGGUAUAUUCCAUAGGCGGUUCUUGGAUGCCUUCUUUGUUGGUGCUUUAUACAAGAUGAUGCUGAGAAAGAAGGUUGUGCUUCAAGAUAUGGAGGGCGUUGACGCUGAAGUCUACAAUUCUUUGAAAUGGAUACUUGAGAAUAGUAUAGAUGGCAUUUUAGACCUAACAUUUAGUGCAGAUGAUGAAAGAUUUGGGGAAGUGGUUACGGUUGAUUUGAAACCAGGCGGAAGAAGUAUUGAAGUUACGGAUGAAAACAAAAAGGAAUAUGUAGAAUUGUUUACUCAGUGGAAAAUCUGUACAAGAGUUGAAGCGCAAUUAAAGGCAUUUAUGGAUGGUUUUAAUGAAUUAAUUCCCGAGGAUUUAGUGAAUGUCUUCGAUGGACGCGAGUUAGAAUUAUUAAUCGGUGGUAUUGCUGAAAUUGAUGUCGAGGACUGGAAGAAACAUACUGACUAUCGUGGUUACCAGGAGUCAGAUGAGGUUAUCCGCUGGUUCUGGAGAUGCAUCUCGGAAUGGGAUAAUGAGCAGAAGGCCCGUCUGUUACAGUUUACAACUGGUACUUCGCGUAUUCCUGUUAAUGGUUUUAAGGAUCUACAGGGAUCGGAUGGACCAAGAAGGUUCACAAUUGAAAAGGCAGGUGAGGUGCAACAGUUACCAAAAUCACAUACUUGUUUCAAUAGGGUAGAUUUACCUGCUUACCCAGACUAUGAAACCUUGAAGCAAAAAUUAACAUUAGCUGUCGAGGAAACUAUUGGCUUUGGUCAAGAGUGA